Cricetulus griseus (Chinese hamster) is the source of this 3256-nucleotide messenger RNA. NCBI's taxonomy places the organism in Eukaryota, Metazoa, Chordata, Mammalia, Rodentia, Cricetidae. The record is from RefSeq and is a predicted model, not a curated record.
UGCUCUGUGCACUGUGGUCUAGACGUUCUGGACUUUGUAGUUCACAUUCAGGUCUAGGAUCAACUCUGAGUUAAUUUUGUGAAAUUUUCUGAGUCUUUGUCCAAAGUAUCUUAAGAAUGGUGUCCCAGAAACAGUUCUAGGAAAGACUGAUCAGUGGAUUCCCUUUGCUACUUUUUAUCAAAGGUCUGCCAGGGAAGUUCAGGAAGGAUUAACUGAGUUGAGAAGACCCUGUUGUAUAGAGGGUGACUCUUUGAGUGUGGCCUUGGUACAGAGAAGUCCAAAGAAGAAACAGUGUUGCUUUCCUGCCUGCCUUCUCUUGCUGGUGAGUGGGUCUGUCCCAUUGCCGCUGCCGCCACCACCACCACCAUCAUCAUCCUUCACCGACACUGGAACCUAGCUUCUUGGGAACUGAAGACCAGAAGCUGUCCAGGUGUGCGCUGGGCCUUUGGCACCAGAUUGAAGCCUCUGCAUCAUGGAGAUGGUCAUUGUUGGCCUGUCCAGGCCGGAUCAGGAUCUGGUGAGCUUUGAGGACGUGGCUGUGCACUUCACCCAGGAAGAGUGGGAUUUGCUGGAUGCUUCCCAGAAGAGUCUCUAUGGAGACGUGAUGCUGGAAACCUGCAGGAACUUCACUGCCAUAGGGUAUGAAUGGGAAGACCAGACAGUUGGAGAACAUUGUGAAGACCCUGAAAUAAAUCUAAGGCACAUCGACUCUCGCUCUGAAUGUACGCAGUAUGAACAUGAGGAAUUUGAACAGAAGCCACAGGACUCUAAUUUUCUUACAAGUGUUGAAGGAUGCACGGAAACUCAGACUUCGAGUGGACCUUCUGUGUGUGAGGUUUGUUUAAAGACCUUUGGACUCUAUCACCUAACUUAUAAUGGACAUCAUAACUAUGACUACAAGGAAGUUGGAGGAAGCCAGACUGACGAAAAUGAUUAUGACGGUAAUCAGUGUGAUAACACUUCCAGUUCCCUUCAAAAACAAGAAAAAAAUCCUACUGGGAAAAAACUCUAUGUGUGUCAAGAGUGUGGGAAAGCCUUUAGGUAUCCCAGUGCCCUCCAGUUACAUGAAAGAAUUCAUACUGGAGAAAAACCCUAUGAGUGCAAAGACUGUGGGAAAGCCUUUCGAGGUCUCAGCGCCCUUCAUUUGCAUGAGAGAAUUCAUACGGGAGAAAAGCCCUAUGAAUGUAAACAGUGUGGCAGAGCCUUCACAUAUCUCAGUGCCCUCCAAUUACAUGAAAGAAUUCAUACUGAGGAAAGACCCUGUGAGUGUAAACAAUGUGGGAAAACCUUUAGAUAUAGCAGGGCCCUCAAGUUACAUGAAAGAAUUCAUACUGGAGAAAAGCCCUAUGAAUGUAAACAGUGUGGUAAAUUCUUUAGAAGUCACAGGACCCUUAAGUUACAUAAAAGAAUUCACACUGGAGAAAAGCCCUAUGAGUGUAAAGAAUGUGGGAAAGCCUUCAGAUGGCUAACUUCUCUGAAGUUACAUGAAAAAAUUCACACCGGAGAAAAACCCUAUGAAUGCCAGGAGUGUGGAAAGGCCUUCAGGUGUCAGGCUUCUUAUCAUAGACAUAAAAUAACUCAUGGUGGAGAAACAUUGUAUGAGUGUAAAGAGUGUGGUAAAUCCUUCAUUUACCCCUCUUUACUUCAAGUGCAUGAAAGAACUCACACAGGCGAAAAGCCCUAUGAGUGUCAGCUGUGUAGGAAAGCCUUCAGAUGUCAGUCUUCACUCCGAUUGCAUGAAAGAACACACACCGGAGAGAAACCCUACGAGUGUAAACACUGUGGCAAAGCCUUUUCAAGUUACAAUUAUCUUCGAUUUCAUGAAAGAAGCCACACUGGAGAAAAACCCUAUGAAUGUAAAGAAUGUGGUAAAACCUUCACACAUCGCUCUUACCUUCGAUCACAUGAAAGACGACAUACUGGAGAGAAGCCAUAUCAGUGUGUUCAGUGUGGCAGAUCCUUCAGUCGGCAUAGUUCCUUUAAGAGACAUCAGUCUGUUCAUGGAGUGGAAAACCCAUAUGAAUGUCAACAAUAUCUAAUUCCUUUAUCCCCAUUUCCUUCAAAUGAAUGAAAGAACAGAUACUGGCAACAAACCCUUUGAAUGUAAACGAUGUUACAAAAUAUCCCCAUCCACAUAAAACACAGUCAGGAACUCAAGACAGGGAUGAGCUUUUUAUAUGUAAACUGUGUGGCAUAGCCUUUCAAGGGCCAUGGUGUCCUUCAGAUCCAUGAAGGAAUUCAUGCUGGACAAAGUUUAUAUUUAUUACUAAUGUGGUGUCACUGUCAUACUUCUUUCCAGAGAAGUAAAUUAAUUCAUGCUGGUCAGAUGCCCGAUGAAUGUACAGGAUAUGGUUAAUCUUUCUUUUAUCCCUGUUUGCCUUAAAGUCAUUAAAGAACUCAGUGGUGAAAAAACCACAGGAAUAUAAGCAAUGUGGAAAAGACUUCAGGUGUCACAGGUCCUUUCAGUAACAUGAAUGAAAUCUCAUGAUGGAGAGAAAAUUUGAAUGUGUUUUAAAACCUUUAGCUAUCAUUGCUCCCUUAGAUCCCGUAAAUGAACUCAUACUGGAAAUAGUUUUCCAAGUAACAAUAAAAGCUGUGAGGCCUCCAAGGUCACAGUUCUUUCAGAAACUUAAGGUGAUGGAUGGUGGGGAGUUCUGUCAGCGUAAGAAGUGUGGGAGCUUAGUGGGUGCUGGGAGAUGGAUGUUUCCAUUGCAGUGGCUGCCCAUGAUUUGCCUGGGUUCUUGUAAAUACCCUCAAUUAAACUCAGAGCUCCCUCAAGCCACACUUGGGUAGAAUCAUUCUUUGUCGCUGUCUUUGUUACCCUGUCUGGGACUAAUAAACCUUCUUUUAAAGUUGUGCUGAAUUUGCAUCAGUGUGAAACAUGGAGGAGGGGAGGCUGUGGCUUCAAAUGCUUUCUGUGUUGGGAUUGUGGUUUGCUUCAUUUGUCAACUUGAUACAGUCUGGAACCGUCUGGGGGAAGGAUCUCAAUGCUGAAUUAUCUAGGUUAGGUUAGCUUUGGGCCUAGCUGUAAGGGGUUUCCUUCCUUGGGUUAAUUGAGGUAGGAAGAAUGCUGAAUGCUGUUGGCACUAUUUUAUGAACAAAGGAUAGAAGGAGCUGAGUACAGGCAUUCCUUGCUGUCUGCCUUGGGACUAUGGAUACAGUGUGACCUGCUAUGUCAACUCCUGCCACCAUCACUGGCCCACAGUAAUGGAUUGUAACCUGGAACUGUGAACUGAAAUAAACCAUCUCCCCUACA